Amphiprion ocellaris (clown anemonefish) is the source of this 1395-nucleotide messenger RNA. Its product is annotated as NACHT, LRR and PYD domains-containing protein 9A-like. Gene Ontology annotation, molecular function: protein binding. The transcript has 4 exons. NCBI's taxonomy places the organism in Eukaryota, Metazoa, Chordata, Actinopteri, Pomacentridae. The coding region runs from base 61 to 414 and encodes 117 amino acids. The record is from RefSeq and is a predicted model, not a curated record.
CCGGACCGGACCGGAUUCUAACCCGCUACAAGUUGAAGCUAAACUACGAACUAAAACACCAUGUGUCAUUUUAAUGACCAAAAUAACAAAAACAGAAUAUUUUUCGAUCUUCGGAGCAGCACAAGAAUUCUUAUUUCCGGGAUCUACCUGAGCUUCAACAAGCUGCAGGAUUCAGGAGUGAAACAUCUGUGUGGUUUUCUGGAGAAUCCAGACUGCAUCCUGAAGAAUCUGAGAUUGGAUGGCUGCAGUUUGUCAGAGAUCAGCUGUGAUUCUGUGGUCUCAGCUCUGAAGUCCAACCCCUCCCAUCUGGAAGAACUGGACCUGACUGGAAACAACCUACAGGAUUCAUCAGUGAAGCAUCUGAAUGAUCUUGUGAAGAGUCCCGACUGCAGCCUGCAGUGUCUGGGCUGGUAGUGAUGCUGUUUGUACUGAGAAGAUGAAGCGUGUCCUGAUGAUCCACAGACCCUGACUGGACCAUGUUACUGGGAGGUGGACUGGCAACCAGUUUAAAGUGUGUUGUUAGGGUCAGCUGGGUGUAACAGAAUAACCAGCAAUUUAUUGGUCAGUGACAAAUUAACACAAAAAAACAGUGAUAAUACAAAGAAAAGAGGGCUGGUGGAUGCUGCUUCAUCAAAAAACCAAAUAAAACCAAACGAAGGAUAAUAAGUUCUCAAACUAGCUAAAGAAAUACAAAACAACUAACUCCUUAGCCAAACAUAAGCGCAAUAGACCCCAUAAUGAACAAAAGAAACAAAAAAGAAAAAAAAGUGCUUCAAAGCAAACUGUAUUUUAAAGACUUUUUAGCAUCUUUAGGACAAUCUGGUGCAGAUUUGACCCAAUUUAUACAUAAUACUCUGUAUAGUCACUCAUUCUAUCUAUAAAAUAGUUCCUAUAUAUCGUCUACAUCUGCUCCCAGAGUGGUUCUUGUGUUUAGAUUCACUGCAAACUCUCAAAGGUGUGUUUGAGAUUUAGUGACUACAAAGGUCUCAGCACACGAUUCUCCUGUUAUUUUACCUGAUAAUGACCUUAUCUUGCUAAUUGAACAUGUUUCCAACCACAUUAAAUUACAGUACUGACACCUUUAAUUAAUAAAUGUAAGGUAGUACUUAAGAGGAAAUGUCUAUGUACAACUGUAAACGGCAUUUAGAAGACAAUCAACCCUUUGAUCCAUACUCUGCUAUUUCGGCAACCAUCCAAUAGGAGGCGCCGUCACAGAUGCUGGAGCUGUGACGUUGUAACUGUGAGGUCUCUGAACCAGAACUGGGCCAUUCCAUUACAGUCUCAUCCAUCUGUCCAGUACAGGAAUAUUGGUUUUAGCUAAUAGCUGUACAGUACAAAAAGGUUUAAUAUGUUGUUAACAAAUACAUACACAAAAUAAAUUCUUUCAUAUUUCUA